AUGCCUUCCAUCCAAUCCAUCAGCCUGGCCUUCAUCGCCCUCCUCGCUACGACCAAUGCCAUCACGGUGAGCGAUGGCGGCGCAGCCGGCGGCUGCCCAGGCGGCUGCUGCAUCCCGGCCUGCAACGUGAUCGCCUUUGGCGAGGGCGACGAUCUGGGCGCAUUCGGAACCGCGUCUUUCGCCGACACAUGCAAGCAGAACUACGACCGGAAGAACGGCGGUACAGUUGAUCUGGGUGACGACCACCAGGCAACCUGGGUCUACGAAGGCGAAGACAAAGUCUUCCUCGAUGUCUUCCGCAAGAGCGACAAGAAGUAUAAUCGUUUCGAGAUUACUAAUUGUCAGUUGGCUUCCACGGGUGGGUCGCAGUGCGCGCCUAGUGGUGGGGGCUGUGAUGCUAAGCUGAUCCUCGUUGAGCAACAGGGCUAGAGGACUGACUGCACUUAUGACAGUGUGUGGAUAUGGUUGCUGUUGAGACAGCAACACGGUCGGUGUCAGCCGACUAUUCGCCAAG
Alternaria rosae is the source of this 514-nucleotide messenger RNA. RefSeq lists its product as uncharacterized. The coding region runs from base 1 to 429 and encodes 142 amino acids. NCBI's taxonomy places the organism in Eukaryota, Fungi, Ascomycota, Dothideomycetes, Pleosporales, Pleosporaceae. The record is from RefSeq and is a predicted model, not a curated record. The transcript has 3 exons.